Messenger RNA from Thlaspi arvense, 2606 nucleotides. Lineage: Eukaryota; Viridiplantae; Streptophyta; Magnoliopsida; Brassicales; Brassicaceae. The record is from the annotation of a GenBank genome assembly.
AUUAUAGUGAACGUGAGAAACGUCGAAAAAUAAUUACUCAACAAAUUACUUUAAAAAUUGUUUUGACAUAGUCUUCGAGUCGCACCCAAAACGUUGAAAAAAAAAACCGAUUUUUAUUUUCUCGGCGUUUUUCGGGAAAACACUCGCAAUACUUGCCCAACUCAAAAACCUUCGACGAUCGAGCUCAGACAAGGAAGAUUUCAAAUCAAAUGCUUCGAUUCAACCUGCUCGCUUCCUAACUCUUCGAUCGUUCUCAUCCAAUUUGUGUGUUUUUUGUCCAAUCGUUUAAGUUGGUUGUGUUGAAGCGGAGAUCUCGAAGAUGAAGCAGCUCCUUCGUUUUCUUCUUCCAUGGUUGCUUCUCUCAGUCCCCUUUUACGAGGCUCGAUUCGUGGUGGAGAAGAACAGCUUGUCGGUGACGUCGCCGGAUAGCAUCAAAGGGACUCACGACAGUGCUAUUGGCAACUUCGGGAUUCCUCAGUACGGCGGAAGUAUGGCCGGUACGGUGGUUUAUCCGAAGGAGAAUCAGAAAUCGUGCAAAGAGUUCAGCGAUUUCUCGAUUUCAUUCAAGUCACAGCCUGGCGCUUUGCCUACCUUCCUCUUGGUUGAUCGUGGAGAUUGUUUUUUCGCUUUGAAAGUGUGGAAUGCACAGAAAGCUGGUGCUUCUGCUGUUCUUGUGGCAGACAAUGUCGAUGAGCCUUUGAUUACAAUGGACACACCAGAAGAGGAUGUUUCGUCUGCAAAAUACAUUGAGAAUAUAACCAUACCUUCUGCUCUUGUCACGAAAGGAUUUGGUGAGAAGUUGAAGAAAGCAAUCAGUGGAGGAGAUAUGGUCAACUUGAAUCUCGACUGGAGAGAAGCUGUUCCGCACCCUGAUGACCGUGUCGAGUAUGAGCUGUGGACCAAUAGCAACGAUGAGUGUGGGGUUAAGUGUGACAUGUUGAUGGAGUUUGUGAAGGAUUUUAAAGGCGCCGCUCAGAUUCUUGAGAAAGGCGGUUACACGCAGUUUAGACCUCAUUACAUCACUUGGUACUGUCCUCACGCUUUUACGUUGAGCAGGCAGUGCAAGUCUCAGUGUAUCAACAAGGGAAGAUACUGUGCUCCUGAUCCAGAACAGGACUUUAGCUCGGGAUACGAUGGAAAAGACGUGGUUGUGGAGAACUUGAGACAGCUUUGCGUUUACAAGGUAGCUAAUGAAACCGGGAAGCCUUGGGUCUGGUGGGAUUAUGUCACUGAUUUUCAGAUCAGAUGUCCCAUGAAGGAGAAGAAAUACAACAAAGAGUGUGCUGAUUCUGUUAUCAAAUCUCUUGGAAUUGAUAGCAGAAAGCUUGACAAGUGUAUGGGAGACCCUAAUGCUGACAUGGACAAUCCAGUUCUAAAGGAAGAACAAGAUGCACAAGUUGGCAAGGGUUCAAGGGGUGAUGUUACCAUAUUGCCUACACUGGUUGUCAACAACAGACAGUACCGAGGCAAGUUGGAGAAGAGUGCAGUACUCAAGGCUCUAUGUUCUGGUUUUGAGGAGACGACUGAACCAGCUAUAUGCCUGAGCACAGAAAUGGAGACAAACGAGUGCUUAGAUAACAAUGGCGGUUGUUGGCAAGAUAAAUCAGCCAACAUAACUGCUUGCAAGGAUACUUUUCGUGGGAAAGUAUGCGUCUGUCCUAUAGUUGAUGGUGUGAGAUUCAAAGGGGAUGGUUACAACCAUUGUGAACCAAGCGGGCCAGGGAGGUGCACAAUCAACAAUGGAGGUUGUUGGCAUGAAGAGAGAGAUGGACAUGCCUUCUCUGCUUGUGUGGACAAGGACAGUGUUAAGUGCGAGUGUCCUCCAGGAUUCAAAGGUGACGGUAUUAAGAAGUGCGAAGACAUUAAUGAGUGCAAAGAGAAGAAAGCCUGUCAGUGCCCGGAAUGUAGCUGCAAGAACACCUGGGGAAGCUACGAGUGCUCUUGUAGUGGUGACCUUCUCUACAUGAGAGAUCAUGACACUUGCAUCAGCAAGACUGGUUCACAAGUGAAGUCAGCGUGGGCGGCUGUUUGGCUUAUAAUGUUAUCAUUGGGACUUGCAGCUGGUGGUGCGUACCUCGUUUACAAAUAUAGGCUAAGGCAAUACAUGGACUCAGAGAUCAGAGCUAUAAUGGCACAGUACAUGCCACUAGACAGCCAACCAGAGGUCCAACACCAUGUGAACGAUGAACGUGCUUGAGAGAGCGGAGUGGUUCAUCUAUUUAUUCUCCGGCGAUGACUCAAGGUGACAUGUUCUUUUGAUUGUUGUGGCCUUUUGAUCCCGGUGUCUUUUUUGGGAUUAUGUAUCUCUGUAACACAUAUACCAUACAAGUGUACUUGCAUAAAGAUGUUCGAGUGACUUCGUGCUUUUUUUAAGCAAUGUGGCUCCUAUGUCUUGUUACUUGUGUCCAUGGGACUUGUGGUAUAGGGAAAAAAAUCUGUUGUAGCUUUGAAGAAAUAGAAACAAACAUGAAUGUUUUUAAAGUUAAUCUUUUAGUCUUGGACAAGUUCGGUUAUUUGUGUAAUUUUUCGUUAUGUUUGUUUACUUUAAUUGUUGUCGAACCAUUUUUUUAUUAAUCAAUCACUGAUAAAGGACACUUGGAAUGCAA